Paramecium pentaurelia is the source of this 748-nucleotide messenger RNA. Lineage: Eukaryota; Ciliophora; Oligohymenophorea; Peniculida; Parameciidae. The record is from the annotation of a GenBank genome assembly.
AUGUUAAUACUAUUUAUUACAUUAUUGUCAAUUUAUGGGAAAAGAAUAAAUAAAGAAGAAAAAAAGAUUGAAGAACAUGUUAUUAUGAACAAUGAUGAUCAUAAAGGUUUCACAACAAAAAUUCCUGGAGCAGGAACAAUUGAUUUGGUUCCUUCAAUAGGAACUGUAAGUUUUGCUAUUGAAGUUAUGGAUAAAGAUGCAAGUGCAGCACUUGAAUAAGCAAAUAAAUUAGUUACUAAGGCUGUAUAAUCAAUAAAGUAUGAUUUGUUAUAUUCAAAUUACGAAAUACAAACUGGAAUAUUUUAACUUUAAAUUCGAUAUGAUUACACAACUAGUUAAUAAAAGUUAAUUGGAUAUACUGUUACUAAUUAAUUAUAUGUAACAACAAAAGAUAUGCAAUUGAUUGGUAAAAUAAUUACUGUAGGAGUAAAUGCAGGAUUGAAUAGAAUAGAUGGAGUCACUUAUUCAAAUAAUGCUUUGGAAAUAUAAAAAGCAAAUAAUGAAGCUUUAAAGUUGGCAAUUGAAGAUGCUAAGAGAAAAGCAACUUAAGUAGCAAAUUCAUUGAACAUGAAAUUCGUUAAAAUUUUGAAAUUCAAAUAUUUGGAUUCUUAUGGUAGUUCAGUAACAAAUGGGUAUGAACCAUAAGCAGGAGCAGUUUAAAAGGAUGAAAGGAGUCAACCUACUCCAAUUUAUGCAUCAGAAAGUCAUGUGAGAGUCGAUAUUGAAUUGAAAGUACAAUUAGAAUGAU